Molecule: messenger RNA, 1114 nt
Organism: Rhododendron vialii
Lineage: Eukaryota; Viridiplantae; Streptophyta; Magnoliopsida; Ericales; Ericaceae
Product: mediator of RNA polymerase II transcription subunit 9
Exons: 6
Coding region: 123-707 (194 amino acids)
Cellular component (GO): mediator complex
Source: RefSeq, a predicted model, not a curated record
GUAAACUGCAUACGGAAUAUACCACAAGGGGGUAAACGGAAUUAUUUUACCCUCGUUCUUAUGAGCGCCUCCUGUUUCUCGAACUUCCAUAGCCUUCUCUCUCUCUCUCUCUCUCUCUCAAAAUGGAUCAUUCAUUCGGAGGAGGAAGCUGGUCAAUGAUCCCAAACAUUCAAGUCCACAGUAACCCAACUACACCCUCCAAUCAGGACCAUUUAUUCCUCCAACCCCAACAACAACAAUUUCAACCCCAGCAACAGUUCCAUCAUCAACAGCAACAACAAUUCCAUAAUCAGCAACAACAGCAGCAGUUUUCCCAGCAACAAUUUCAACCACCACAACAACAACAAUUGCAACAACAGCAACAGAGAUAUCCACAACAACAGCCACAGCCACAGCAACAGAGCCAUCACCACCCAUCACUCGCUUCUCACUUCCAUCUACUUCAUUUAGUGGAGAAUUUAGCAGACGCUAUCGAGAAUGGAACUAGGGAUCAACACUCUGAUUCAUUGGUUACUGAAUUGACCAGCCAAUUUGAGAAAUGCCAGCAGCUUCUGAACUCAAUAUCAGGAUCAAUCAAUGCAAAAGCAAUGACUGUAGAGGGGCAAAAGAGGAAGCUUGAAGAGAGCGAACAAUUGCUUAAUCAACGGAAGGAUCUGAUUUCCAAGUAUAGAAACUCCGUUGAAGAGCUUAUCAAGUCCGAACCCUAGUUGCUUGUCAUAUUCGCCAAAUAUGGCAGAUGGCAAUUUUAUGACAUUCUAAGUGGCUCCUGGACUUUGCCGAUCUGGAGGAAGACAGUUUCAUCAAAUACGACCAAUUUGAUGGAUUAGAUGUCUGUUUCAUGGAUAACAUCCAUAUUGUAGUAUGACCGUUGGAUAGAGUCGUUUCUGGAGUUUUUGACAAAGCAUUGCCAUCUUUCUGUAGUCAUCUGAAACUAUAUUUUUUUGUUUUUGUUUUUCUUUUGUAAUGCCUCCUUAUUUUGGCGUUAAAAGGCUGCAUAUCAUUUCUGAUGAACUACCUGUGUCUAUAGGGGUGCAAAUGAGACGAGCUGAGCUGAGCUUUGUAUUGUUUGAGCAUAAUUUGUUUACUAAAUGAGCCUAAAACUCUACCUAACAAG